AUGGGAGCGGCACGCGUCAAGCGCCGCUUCAGUGCUGUGGUGGACGGGCCGGUGGAGGAGGAGGAGGUCAUGAGGCUGGCACAGAGUGCUGCGGACACGGCCAGGGCUGGGGGGAGCCCGGUGAGUACCCCUACCAGCCCUUCUCCCACCCACGCCCAUAACGGCAAAGCCCUGGCCCUGCACGACAACAGCAACAGUGCGCGGAGGCAGAGUACCAUGGCAGAGUCCCCCGUGGGGGACGGGGGUGGAGGAGGAGAGGGCGGGGUGAGAGGAGGAGGAGGAGUGUGUAUAGGGUUAAGCAGCGGGAGAGGCGGCGGUGUAGGAGGAGGAGGGGAGGGCCGCUCGUCCUCGGACCAGGAUUCGCUGUCGUCCCCCUCCGCCGCCAGCCGCCGCCCCACCCGCCGCCGCUCCAGCCGCCGGCCCCGGCAGCGCUUUGUGGGCAAGGACGGGCGCUGCAACGUCACCUUUGUCAACAUGAGCGAGAGGGGCCAGCGGUACCUCAGUGACCUCUUCACCACCUGUGUGGACAUCCGCUGGCGUUGGAUGCUGGUCAUCUUCACCCUCUCCUUCCUCCUCUCCUGGCUGCUCUUUGGAUUUGCCUUCUGGCUUAUCGCCUCCGCGCACGGAGACCUCUCCAUCCGCCUCACCCCCAGCUCGAGUGCCUCUCUGGGGAUGGGGGAGUCUGGAGCUGGCGGGGAGUCUGUUGACUCAGAGGCGGGGGUCGAGGAACCAUGUUUCCUCCAGGUGAACAGUUUCAUGGCAGCCUUCCUCUUUUCCCUGGAGACGCAGACGUCCAUCGGUUACGGGUUCCGCAGCGUAACCGAGGAGUGCCCCCUGGCGGUGCUGGCGGUCGUCUUGCAGUGCAUUGUGGGCUGCAUCAUCGACGCCUUCAUCAUCGGGGCGGUCAUGGCAAAGAUCGCCAAGCCCAAGAAGCGCAACGAAACGCUGGUGUUCUCCAACACGGCUGUGGUGGCGCUGAGGGACGGAAAGCUCUGCAUGAUGUGGAGGGUUGGAAACCUACGCAAGAGCCACCUGGUAGAGGCGCACGUACGAGCACAGCUACUGAAGCCAAGGGUGACCCCGGAGGGAGAGUUCCUCCCACUGGACAACAUGGACAUUAACGUGGGCUUCGACACUGGCACAGACCGCAUCUUUCUGGUCUCACCGGUGACCAUCGUCCACGAGAUUGACGACGAGUCGCCCUUCUUCGAGAUGGACCGCAAGACGCUGGAGAGUGACCCAGAGUUGGAGGUGGUGGUCAUCCUAGAGGGCAUGGUGGAGGCCACAGCCAUGACCACGCAGUGCCGGAGCUCCUACCUGGCCUCUGAGAUCCUCUGGGGACACCGCUUCGAACCAGUGCUCUUUGAGAAGAAAGAUUGCUACCAGGUGGACUACUCGUUUUUCCAUCGCACAUAUGAGAUCUCCAGCACACCUUCCUGCAGUGCAAAGGAGUUGGCAGAGCACAAGUACAUCCAAGGCUCACGGUCAUCAUUCUGCUACGAGAACGAAGUGGCUCUGCAGCUCGUCUCCCCAAACGAUGAUCCUGACCGUGACCCCAAAUGCCCCUCCCCUCCGACCCGACGGCCCUCUGACUCACAGCAUCCCCAUAACAACUGA
Lampris incognitus (smalleye Pacific opah) is the source of this 1617-nucleotide messenger RNA. RefSeq names its product potassium inwardly rectifying channel subfamily J member 14 (gene kcnj14). Bases 1 to 1617 code for a protein of 538 amino acids. Gene Ontology annotation, molecular function: inward rectifier potassium channel activity. The transcript is spliced from 3 exons. NCBI's taxonomy places the organism in Eukaryota, Metazoa, Chordata, Actinopteri, Lampriformes, Lampridae. The record is from RefSeq and is a predicted model, not a curated record. Gene Ontology annotation, biological process: regulation of monoatomic ion transmembrane transport; potassium ion import across plasma membrane. Gene Ontology annotation, cellular component: plasma membrane.